Molecule: messenger RNA, 715 nt
Organism: Phycomyces blakesleeanus NRRL 1555(-)
Lineage: Eukaryota; Fungi; Mucoromycota; Mucoromycetes; Mucorales; Phycomycetaceae
Exons: 1
Coding region: 83-640 (185 amino acids)
Source: RefSeq, a predicted model, not a curated record
CAUAAAACAAGCCUCUAUAGGUACAGGCGAUCCCUCAAGCCAACUUGAGCCAGCACUCCGGAUUCUGACUGAACACUCAAAUAUGAAGCCUCAUUUGGAUAAUGGUAUGAACCAAAAUGGUAUAUAUUACAACACAGACUACUACCGACUCUACCUGGCAUUUGAUCAAUUCCAAAAGAUCUUUGCCCAACUCUUCCCACAGGAAAUUGGGACGGAUCUUGAGGCAGACCGGGAAGGAGAGGGAGAACGAGAUAGGGACAAGGAGAGGAAUGCGAAUAUGAAGGCCUAUCGGGUGUGGAUUGAACCACUCUUGACAGAAACCAACUGGGCAGCCUUUAGACGCAAUAUCGUCGUGGGAGAGCGUAUGGUGCAGCUGACGAAUGUGGUUGGACAAGGACUGGUGCUCAUGACAAAAGAACUGAGUGGGUCGAAACUUCAUUUGACAUUUACAAAUAACGAAUGGGAUGACUUUAUCAAUGGUCUCAUCGACCCAAACGACAUUCAAGAUCUCAAAGAGCUCCAAAGCAAGUUCUCGACAUGCUAUUGGUUUCGCAGUGAUGGUAAUAUUGUCACAGUUGAAGAGCGUGCUAGACUUCUUUCUGGCCAAUCAAACAUACCUCAUUCUCCAAAUUCUGAAUAGCACAGGCAUAUACUACUUAAUAAUAAUAAUAAUAAUAAUAAUAAUAAUAAUAAUGAUAAUAAAUAAGCAUUUUAG